Molecule: messenger RNA, 2516 nt
Organism: Quercus lobata
Lineage: Eukaryota; Viridiplantae; Streptophyta; Magnoliopsida; Fagales; Fagaceae
Product: oligopeptide transporter 1-like
Exons: 7
Coding region: 98-2359 (753 amino acids)
Biological process (GO): transmembrane transport
Molecular function (GO): oligopeptide transmembrane transporter activity
Source: RefSeq, a predicted model, not a curated record
AAUAACAUUACAAGAUUGUGUGAGACUUAAAGAAGACAAGGGUAGUGUAUAUAUAUAUAUAAAGCGUUGUGUAAAAGGAGAAGCUGAGUGAGAGGAAAUGACAGGUUACUAUGAGCAUGGAGACCCUCAAGCAUUGUCACUUGAGAAGCUUGAAUCCAAUACUGACAAGACUGGGGAUGAAGACAAUGAUUGCCCAAUUGAACAAGUUAGGCUUACAGUUCCUCCAACUGAUGACCCAACACAGCCGGCAUUGACAUUUAGAACAUGGGUUCUUGGAUUGAUAUCGUGUGUUUUUCUUGCUUUUGCGAACCAAUUUUUCGCGUACCGCCAAAAUCAGCUGUCAAUUUCGUCAGUCUCAGCACAAAUCCUUGUACUCCCACUAGGGAAGCUAAUGGCUGCAUAUCUUCCAUCAAAGCCAAUUCGAGUCCCGCUCACAAACUGGUCCUUCUCCUUGAAUCCAGGGCCAUUCAACAUGAAGGAACAUGUUUUGAUCACCAUUUUCGCUAGUUCUGGGGCUGGGGGAGUCUAUGCACUUCAUAUUGUUACUGGUGUCAAGGCUUUCUACCACAGGAAUAUCUCUGGUGUAGCAGCCUUUAUAUUAUCACUAACUACUCAGAUGCUUGGAUAUGGAUGGGCUGGACUUUUCAGAAAAUAUCUUGUUGACUCACCUUAUAUGUGGUGGCCUGCAAACCUGGUCCAAGUCUCUCUAUUCAGGGCAUUGCAUGAAAAAGAAAAGAGACCUAAAGGAGGACAUACAAGGCUACAAUUCUUCUUUAUGGUUUUUGUAGCAAGCUUUUCUUAUUACAUUGUCCCAAGCUAUCUUUUCCCUUCAAUAUCAGCUCUCUCCUUUGUUUGUUGGAUUUGGAAGGACUCAGUCACAGCCCAACAGAUUGGUGGAGGGAUCAAGGGCCUUGGACUAGGCUCAUUUGGCCUUGACUGGUCCACUGUAGCCGGCUUUUUGGGCACCCCUUUAGCCACACCUGGGUUUGCUAUCAUCAAUAUUUUAGUGGGGUUUAUGUUGAUUGUCUAUGUCAUUAUCCCGAUUGCUUAUUGGAGUAAUGCAUAUGAUGCCAAGAAGUUUCCUAUCUUUUCUUCCCACACUUUUGAUCACACUGGACAGCGCUAUAACAUAUCCAGAAUUCUGAAUGAGAAAGCAUUUGAUAUUAAUCUUGCAGCUUAUGACAGUUACAGCAAACUUUAUCUAAGUGUGUUCUUUGCCUUAACUUAUGGUUUGAGCUUUGCUACUCUAACAGCUACCAUUACUCAUGUUGCCCUCUUUAAUGGAAAAACAAUCUGGACACUCUGGAAACAGACAGCUAGAGCAACAAAAGAUCAUUAUUCGGAUGUGCAUACAAGGUUGAUGAAGAAGAACUAUAAACAAGUCCCUCAGUGGUGGUUUUAUACAAUCUUAGUUUUAAUGGUUGCUCUUGCCAUGGUUGCUUGUGAAGGUUUUGACAAACAGCUGCAACUCCCAUGGUGGGGACUAUUACUGGCUUGUGGCAUUGCACUGUUUUUUACUUUACCCAUUGGAAUAAUUCAAGCCACAACGAAUGCGCAACCAGGUCUAAACGUGAUCACAGAAUUGGUUAUUGGUUACAUUUAUCCAGGAAAGCCCCUCGCUAAUGUGGCUUUCAAGACCUAUGGCUACAUUAGCAUGGUACAAGCACUCUCCUUUGUUAAUGACUUCAAAUUAGGCCACUAUAUGAAAAUCCCACCAAGAUCCAUGUUCAUUGUGCAGUUAUUUGGAACAAUAGUUGCUUCAAGUACCUACUUUGCCACGGCAUGGUGGCUUCUCACAAAUAUAAAGGACAUAUGUGAUACUUCAUUGUUGCCCGAGGGGAGUCCUUGGACAUGCCCUGGGGAUGAUGUCUUCUACAAUGCUUCCAUUAUUUGGGGAGUCAUAGGUCCACUCAGAAUGUUCACAAAAUAUGGUGUCUACAAAGAGAUGAACUGGUUCUUCCUUCUUGGCUUCUUAGCUCCUAUCCCUGGCUGGUUUCUCUCACGCAAGUACCCCAACAUCAAGUGGCUUAGACUUAUACACAUGCCUAUUAUCAUUGGAGCUACAAGUAACAUGCCACCAACUAGAGCAGUGAACUAUUGGGCUUGGGGAGCUGUUGGAAUUUUCUUCAACUUCUAUGUUUACAGAAAGUUUAAGGCAUGGUGGGCUAGACAUACCUAUGUCUUAUCUGCUGCUUUAGACGCUGGGGUUGCCUUUUUGGGUGUUCUACUUUUCUUCACACUUCAAUCCAAGAAUAUAAUUGGUCCAGAGUGGUGGGGUCUGGCCAGUGAUGACCAUUGUCCAUUGGCUUCAUGCCCCACAGCUCCUGGGGUUAAAAUUGAGGGGUGCCCUGCCUUUUGAGAUGCUUAAGGUUUAUGUCUUGGGCACAUGUGACAUUCAAGGUCCUCCAAUGCCUGAUGAAGUUGGGAGAUGAAGUUGUAGAAUUCAUUAAUUUGAUAUAUGUUUCUUCAUGUUGGGCCAAUAAGGCAUUGUAAAAAGAUGCAAUUCUUUUUUUUAA